UUUUAUCCAUGGAGAUAAAAACAAUAUGGCCGUCACAAAGCUUACUAGUGGAGAUAUAGUAUUCUGUUUCCAUGAUCAUAUAAUUAAACAUCAAGAACAAGACUUUCAAACUGUUUACAAUUAAUUUAAAUAAGUUAAUUUAAAAUAAUUAUUUUACUAGUCUUUAAAAAAUAUUUCUUGAUCUGUGCAAAUCUACAAUAAAACCCUAAAUGACAACAAAAUCAGCUUUAAGUUUAACUUUAACUUUUAAAGUUUAAAUACUUUAAUUAAAUAAAUGAAAGCCAAACUUCAAAGUAUCUCUUAGCUUAGGUUUAGCAUGGAUAAGAAAAAGAAAAUUUCGCUUGGAUCAUUGCUUCCAACUAGUGCUCUUGACACUCUCAGUAUAAUUGAAACACCAGAACCAGACAGUUUUUUUGGUGACAGUGAGUCUCUUACAUCACCAUUUAAUGUUGAAACUGACCCAUCAAAUCAAGUCUUUCAUGCAGACCCUGGAGAUGUAAAUGUCCACCAGUUCUAUCCAGUUCUUGAGCACACAUUUAAUCGUAAACAACCAUCAAAAAAAGAUUUAUUAAGUUUAGUUGCAAUUGCUGAAGAAGACUUAGCAUGGGACCACAAGAAUACCAACAGCAUAGAUGAACAUGAAGAAGUACAUGAGGCUGUUGCUGACAAAGAUUUGAUUAAAGAUAACAAUGAGCUAUUGAGUACAAAUCAAACUAUUGAAACUCAUGAAACAGUUUUUACAACUGCUGUUGAUGAAGACUGUUUACAAGCUGCCAUCUUAAGAAGUCAAAGUGGUCAGACAUAUUCUAGCAGUUCACUUGGGGGCAAGUUGAAUCAGAAAGAAAAGCUAAACAACAUCAUUGCAGAUGCAGCUUGGCAGCACUAUCAUAGAGCAUUAGAAAAGAAGAAUAACCCAGACAAUGUAGUGACAUUCCUCAACAAAGCCAUCAACCUAUUACCUCAUGAAGCUACAUUCUACUCAGCAAGAGGGGAAGCUUUUAUUCAGCUAUGUGACUUGCAGUCAGCUAUACUCAACUACAAGAAAGCUUGUUUGCUAGAUCAACAAAAUCAAGACUAUUAUUUCAGACUCGCAUUCCUGUAUUACUUUCAAGGGCAAAUUCUGUUUGAUCGGAGCCUGUACACAGAGGCAUUGGAGUUAUUUACUAAAGCAUCAAACAUGGUGCCUAGCAGCCUUGGUUACAGCAUUAGAAGCAUUACCUGCUUAGCAGCCCUGCAGAGAAAUGGAGAAUGCAUGGCACUAGUCAAUAAAAGACUUGAAAUUGAUCGCAAGAAUCCCGAUUUAUUCAUUCUUAGAGCACGACUUCAUGAUUUGUUCAGAAAUACCAUCCAAUGCUAUUAUGAUGUCAAAGCUGCUUUAGAUCUUGAUCCUGAGCACACAGAGGGCAAAGUAAUGAUGGACAAUUUAAUCAAAGUUGCCAAUGCUAAUAAAAUUCAAGCCAUGGAGCUGGACAUUUCUGGCAGACACAGAGAAGCUCUGCAGAAAAUGAUGAUAGCUAUAUCUACCAACCCAUCAGUUGCUGAUUUCCAUGUGCUUAGAGGAGCUCUUUACAGAAAACUGAGUGAUUUCAAUUCUGCCAUUGAUGACUUCCUUCUGGCAAUAGAGAAAUGUGACCACAAUGAAGCGGACCCAGUUUAUAGAAAUGCACAAAGACAGUUGCUGGUCACUUACAAUGAUUUUGCUGUUGAAUGUUUUCAUAAAGGCUUCUAUGAUGAGGCGCUUGUGUUGUUAAAUAAAGCUCUUAAAGGAGAGAAAAAGGAAAAAUCUCUUUACGUUAAUAGAGGAGAUUGCUUUUACAAACAAGGGGACAUAACCUUUGCAUUGGAAGACUAUUAUUUGGCAUUGGAAAUUGAUCCUCAGAAUGCUGCCAUCAAAUCUAGAAUUGCUGCUAUACAUUGUGAGAUGGGAGAGAACUUGAGUGAAGAGAAAAAAUACUCAGAAGCAGAGGAAAAGUUUACGUCUGCUAUUGAAUAUAAUCCAAAAAUUGGUCAGUUUUACAUCUCAAGAGCAAGAGUUCGGCUUUUAAUGGAGGAUGUUAGUGGUGCUAAGGAAGACAUACUUCUUGGUCUACUGUUAGAUCCAACAAAUGAUGAGAUCAUCUCUAUCAUGACUCGUCUUUUUCCUGGCAAAUCAGUUGGGGAUGUCAGGUCCAGUCCAGAUGCCCAAAUGGCUUUGUCCAAACUUAGUGCUAAUAUUAUCUCAACAAGUUCUACAGCUAUUACCAAUCUAAGACCCAAGAGUCCUUCCAUAGAAGAUGGCAGUGUAGAAGUUGACAAUGAGACAGUCAGAAAAUCUGAUGUUACCAAACAAACUAUGAAGUUUGUGAUGUGUAUGGAAGAAAGAGAAUUUUAUCUUCAGCAAGUCAGAGAAAAGAAAAAGGUGGAAUCGAAAGUAAAGGAUGCUCUGUUGAACAGAAGAACUCUUCGUUACACUGGGGCAAGAUUACAAGCAUUACCUCCACCACAGCCAUUGAAAAAAAAAUCCAAAAGUACAAACUGGAGAACUUUUUCUUUAGGUGUUGGUGGACUUUGACCUAUUGAUAGAAUGUACAGUUGAUUUGAGAGAAAGGUUUCUGAAUGUGCGUGCAUGAUGAUUUACUAAUAAACAUCCUACAAAUAUGAUUAUUUUCUUACAAAACUAAAAAUUUUUAACUGUUAAACAAAAGUUUUACAAUUUUACAGUUACACUUAGUUGCAACUGGGUUUGCAUGGUCAUGUGAAACACUGCACUCAUCCUUAAUCUUCGGAAUCAAGACAUUGCCAUUUUAUAAAAGGAUUUGAUAAAUGAGUCAUUAGCCUCCACCCCCUUGUUCCAAAUGUCUCAUGAUGGGGUUGGGUGGGGGACAUGUGGAUAGGUAAAUAAAAGCUUGUAUUAUAGAGAUGCUGAAAACAUAUGAAUAUAUUUCAGGAUACAUACAUUUUUUUAUUAUUAUUAUUUGAACAAAAUUGUGUAGAAAUGUACCCUAGAAUAUUUGAAUUAAAAAAUGUGUGAAAUAUCAGUAUUGUGUAUUUGGGUAGAAAUGUUUUUUUUCUUUAUUGUUAACAAGGAAAUAGUUUCUCACUGUAGAUAUGAAGCUAAUAAAUGGCCAAGACAGUAUAAGAGAUUUUAAGAUAUUGAAACAGACAAUGGCAAACAAAAACGAGUGAAACUUUAACACUACACACGUGCAGACACAUAUAGAUCUAGUAUAUUUGUUUGAAUCACUAUUAAAAGCUGCUUUGUGAAUAUCUUUGAAUUACUUUUACCAUUGAUGUAUGAGAUGAGAUAUUGAUGUACAUAUCUUUUUGUCAAUUUAUAUUUUCAAGUUAACAUUAACAGCGUCUACCUGUUUUGUGAUACUGUAAUUACUAACAUUGCUCAUUAGGUUUUGAGUUAUGUGAUGGAAAUAAACUAUUAUAUUAUAUAAGCAAAGAAAAAUA
Molecule: messenger RNA, 3438 nt
Organism: Biomphalaria glabrata
Lineage: Eukaryota; Metazoa; Mollusca; Gastropoda; Planorbidae
Product: tetratricopeptide repeat protein 16-like
Exons: 14
Coding region: 317-2551 (744 amino acids)
Molecular function (GO): protein binding
Source: RefSeq, a predicted model, not a curated record